CUCCAGCAGAUCGUAAAGAGAGGAGGGAAAAAAAAGUUUCAACAACAGGGUGGACCAAUGGCAAGUGGCGAGUCAGGGGAAAGGGGCCGAGCGAAGGGAGAAAAAAGUGGAGAAAAGGAGAAAGAGAGCGAGAGUGCGCAGGCUGGGGGGAUGUCUAAAAGAAGAAGCGUUGCUAAUUUUUUUUGUUUGUUUGCUUUUCCAUGCAUGCAUAAUGAGGCCUAAUCAGAGCACGUUGCUGCUGCUCGGAGGACACUUUUGUAUUUAAAGCCUUGCAAAGAAAAAAAGAUCCACAGACGGAUCCGCAGAGCAGCUUGCAGGGCUUGUUGACAACAAGCAGCAUCAGUCGCCCCGCGAGAAAGAGACGCUGAAGCCUGCCUCUUCUCCUUCCCUUGUGCUAUCUUCUUGCUAGCGGGGAGACACGUUUCUUCCCCCCGCCACCCGAAAGUGCAACCCGUACCGAGAGGGAGUACGCGGAGCCAGGACUGUGAAUAGGAUCGGAGCGGCUGGCAUGUGCAGAGAUGCUGCGAACGGAGAGUUAAAAGCUCCCGAGGAGGCAGCAGCAGCUGGGAAUUUAUUUUGUCCAAAAAAAAAAGAAAAAAAAAAAAAAAACGGAACUGCAUGAGGAGCAGGACGGCACCAUGAGCUCUCCCGGCGCAGCCUACAAGUUCCCGAGCGCACUCCGGAGCCGCUCUCCUCCGAGCCCCCGUUUGCACUGAUUCACCCCAGUUCUCCGGGCGCCGCCGCCGCCUCGCCAGGCCGGGAACAGCGGGUGUGGGCAGGGGACGGCCCCGGGCGCCUGCUUCGUUCCGCGGCCCUGCCGGUUUCGGCUCCCGAGGGCUGGAGGGAUCCGGAGCCGGCAGAGAUGGAUUGAUGCGAGGAGACCUCAUGCACAGGGCCGGCAGGAGUUUUGCAAACUUUUCCACGGACGGCACCUCCUUCUUCUCCUCUUCAUCGUCAGCUACCGGCGCCUCUCCCCCCCUCGCCCGCGGCAGCAGCUGCCGCCGCCGCCCGCGAUGGUGGCCCGCUCGCCCGCUCGGCACGAAGGCGGCGGCGGCGGCCGGUGGCCGCGGCCGGCCGCCUGGCUAUGUCUGGCGGCGGCGCUGGGCGCCGUGUGGCCGUCGCGGGGGUCGCUGGUGCAGGGCCGGCGUCUGAUCUGCUGGCAGGCGGUGCUGGCAUGCCAGGGGGAGUCCGACUGCAGCUACGCUUACAACCAGUACGUCGAAGCGUGCGCCCCGGUGCUCCUGCAGCAGCCGCCGGCGGCAGGCGGCGGGGACGGGCCGGCGGCCGCUGCAGGCCUCGCCGUCUCCUCCAGGCGGCGAUGCCCCAGCCACUGCAUCGCGGCCCUCAUCCAGCUCAACCACACCCGGCGCGGCCCGGCGCUGGAGGACUGCGACUGCGCGCAGGACGAGAACUGCCGCGCCACCAAGCGCGCCAUCGAGCCUUGCCUGCCCCGCACCAACAGCCCGGCUGCUGGCGGGCCCGGCGGCUCUGGCCCCGGCCCCGGCGUCAUGGGCUGCACGGAGGCGCGCCGGCGCUGCGACUGGGACAGCCGCUGCAGCCUGGCGCUCAGCCGGUACAUGACCUACUGCGGGAAGCUCUUCAACGGGCUGCGCUGCACGCCGGAGUGCCGCACCGUUAUUGAGGACAUGCUGGCCGUGCCCAAGGCCGUGCUGCUCAACGACUGCGUCUGCGACGGGCUAGAGCGACCCAUCUGCGAGUCGGUCAAGGAGAACAUGGCCCGCCUUUGCUUCGGAGCCGACAUGGGCGGCAACGGCGCCGGCAGCAGCGGCGGCUCGGACGGCGGCCUGGAGGAAUACUACGACGAGGAUUACGAUGAGGAGCCGAGCCAGAAGGGGAGGGACGACGCGGAGGACAAUGCGGGCUCCGAGCCCGGCUUCCCCGUGCAAAAGGAUAGCGCCCGCCGGACCGCCGCGCCGGCCUGGGUUCUGCUGGCCUCCAUCUUGCUGCCGCUGCUGCCGUAGCUCUAGCGUUUCUUUCCCCCCGUUCCCCUCCCCCUCCUUUCUCCUUUUCUCCCCUUUCCUCACCAGCCCAGGCCUUGGCCCCGGGCCGCUGCUGGCCUCUUGGCGGCGGCCCUCCCGCGGCGGCAGGGGCCCGGCCGCCGGGCCCUUUUUGGCGUCCCGCGGCUUUUGCCGCUCGGCUUGUUCCUCCUCCGACCGUUAUCCCGGACGCACUCCCUCCCCCCUCUCCCCCCAAUCCCCAUCCCCAGCCACCCCUCACCGCCUCUCCCGGGCCUCCCCGAAGGCGGCGAUCCUCCCUUUGCCUCCGCUGCUGCCCGCACUGCCCGGCCGGGCCUGGCCUGACCUGUCCUCUCCGGCAGCCCUCGGCUGGCGGUACCGCCGCCGGGACGGAGCGGGGCGGCCGCCGUCCGCUUAUUUUCCGGGUGUGGGUCUCGAGUAUGCACUAUGCAAUUGCUGCCUCCCUGCCUUCGUGUCAGCAGCGAGCGGGCGGGAUACCAGCGACUGUUGGGGCUGCGGCGGGCUCCCCCUUGCCCGCCGGCCGCCUCCCGGGAGAAACCAGCAGUAAUGGCGUGCUGGUAGGGGAUAUUUUUUAAAUAAAGCGUUUUGACAUGAAGGUUAGAAAGAGGUGAGCUAUCCAAACUUGCUGCCAAAGCUCUUGCCGUCCCGGUUAGUCAGCAACGAUUAUCGGUCGGCAAGUCUUGCUCUUCUUGAUGCAGUGGUGCCCGAAAGGGGUUUACAAUGCAUCUGCCCUUAAUUAAGUCCAAGGAAAUAGCAGACUGAAUAAAUUCUGUGGUUUACAGCACUCCCUCUUGCGCACACAUCGUCCGUAUAACAAAAGCGUGCCAACAGCCUUCUCUUUAACUUAGCGACAUAAAAACAAAGCAAAAAGAUUUUUUUUUCAGACUUGUUGGCUAUACUUAACAAUGCAACUUUUAAAAGAGCUCUGCACUGCCAUCUUUAAAGACACUUUUAAACUCGAUAACAUGUAUGUACAAAUAUCCUGAAAAGUUAUAUUGCCUCUCAUGAUAUCAGGGUGCUGACCUCUGGUAAAUCUUAUUUUUUAAAAAUGUAUUUAAAACUGGGAUUUGUUACCAGUCGUUCUUCUUUGUAUAUAGAAUUUUAUAAAUUGUAUGCUUUGGGGAUAAUUUAUUUAAAAAAAAUAAUAAAAGUUUAAAUCCACAUCCUGUUUGCCAGAUAAUUGCAUUUGCUAUUCUUCUCUGGAAAGGUACAGAUUUCAUUUUAUGUGUAAAGGGAUACCAGCAACAAUGAUUCAGUGAAGUAUUUUCUAUAACAUCAAAUGUACAGUGUAUUUUAUAGAUUGGAAGUUAACUUUCUUAUUUGGAGAGACUAUGAACGUUGUAGAAUUGUAUAAAUGCAUUUCUGAGCUGCCUUAAGCAUUGUUCUUUUUUAUUUGAGGCAUAAAAAAAGGCCUGUGUUUUAAAUAUGUAUGGAUUUUUGUAUUUUGUAAACUUGGAAAUUAGUAAAGAGCUUUAAAUAA
Calypte anna (Anna's hummingbird) is the source of this 3477-nucleotide messenger RNA. It is a transcript of the gene GAS1, whose product is annotated as growth arrest specific 1. Gene Ontology annotation, biological process: negative regulation of mitotic cell cycle. The transcript has a single exon. NCBI's taxonomy places the organism in Eukaryota, Metazoa, Chordata, Aves, Apodiformes, Trochilidae. The record is from RefSeq and is a predicted model, not a curated record. Bases 1014 to 1982 code for a protein of 322 amino acids.